This is a messenger RNA of Lolium rigidum, 1402 nucleotides long. RefSeq names its product protease HtpX homolog. Gene Ontology annotation, molecular function: metalloendopeptidase activity. Gene Ontology annotation, biological process: CAAX-box protein processing. NCBI's taxonomy places the organism in Eukaryota, Viridiplantae, Streptophyta, Magnoliopsida, Poales, Poaceae. The transcript is spliced from 8 exons. Gene Ontology annotation, cellular component: endoplasmic reticulum membrane. Bases 165 to 1145 code for a protein of 326 amino acids. The record is from RefSeq and is a predicted model, not a curated record.
AAGAGGUGUGAGAUGGUACACGUCUGUUGAGCAGCUGACAGCGACAUGGAGGAAGAAGAAGGUGAUGUUGAAGAAGGCAAGCGUACAAAUGACUGCCUCUUUUCUUACCAAUUCCAGUUCCCAGUUCCAUCAUUUUACCGCUAGUUACUGCUACCUCUGUGGUCAUGGCGGCUUGCCUCUCCUCCACGCUCCCUCGCCAGACCAUCCACCGCCGCUUCUGCUUGACCCCUAAGCUGCCCUCCUCUUCCACCACCACCUACUACCGGCGCCCCCACCGCCGGAUCAUUGGAACUAGCUCCAUCGCUGUCUCUGCCCGUGCCUCCUCUGCGGCGGCCGCUGCUCCGGGCCUCGACGCCGACGACAUCCGACACCCCCUCGACAAGCAGAACACUUUGCUGCUCAAAGCAAUUCCCGGGCUCAAUGAUAUAGGCAAGGCUUUGCUAGGUCCGGUUUCUGAGCAAGUUAUGGUUCUUCAGAACAUUGGAUCCUCUGUUCUCGUCUCUGAGAAUCAGUUGCCAGAACUCCACCAGCUCAUGAUUGAAGCUGCAAAAACCUUGAACAUAGAAUCUCCGGAUCUAUACGUACGGCAAAAUCCCGUUCCUAAUGCUUACACCUUAGCAAUCAACGGCAAAAAGCCAUUUGUCGUGGUUCACACAAGCCUCGUGGAACUACUCACUAGAAAGGAACUACAGGCUGUUUUGGCACAUGAGCUUGGUCACCUCAAGUGCGACCAUGGCGUGUGGCUUACCUUUGCCAACAUACUAACAACAGGAGCAUACACUGUCCCUGGUUUUGGGAUGGUUGCCGGGUUCCUGGAAGAACAGCUGUUCAGGUGGCUGCGAGCUGCAGAGCUGACAUGCGAUAGGGCAGCCCUUCUCGUAGUGAAAGACCCCAAGGUUGUCAUGUCGGUCCUCAUGAAGCUGGCGGGAGGGUGCCCGUCCCUGGCGGACCAGCUGAAUGUGGACGCCUUUCUGGAGCAGGCCCGCUCGUACGACAAGGCCUCGUCGAACCCGGUUGGGUGGUACAUCCGCAACGCUCAGACGAGAGAGCUGUCACACCCGUUGCCUGUGAUGCGAGCGCGAGAGGUGGACGAGUGGUCGAGGAGCCAAGAAUACAGGACGUUGUCGCGGAAAAUGUUUCAGUAAUCUGUCUGUGCAUAUGAAACGAGAGAGAAGCUAGGUGUGGAGUGAGUGCACUAGUGGUGGACUGGUGGUGAAAAACAAAGGAAUUCAAUAGCCAGUCUAUGAAAUGAGAGAGGCUAGCUGUGGACUAGUGCACUAGUGAUGGUGCUGAAAAUUAAGUAACUAGUAGAGUUGAAUAGAUUGCAUAUUUAUGCAACUGAAAUUAUAUUGGUUGUAAAUGAUUAAACUGAAAAAUCAAAUACUGAUCUGUGUUGUGCUUC